AUGCUUCAGUUUCAGCACUUCAUCUUAGGAAGAUUUCGGGACCUCGUUGAGCAAGCGGACCACCGCCAUACACAGCCUCUUCGUGGAACAAACAAACACUGGCCGGGGAUGGAGAUCGCUCAGAGCCUUCAGUCCGCAUUCAUCGAUCCACCUUGGCAGACACGCCUGGCUCCUUUGUAG
Messenger RNA from Plenodomus lingam JN3, 180 nucleotides. NCBI's taxonomy places the organism in Eukaryota, Fungi, Ascomycota, Dothideomycetes, Pleosporales, Leptosphaeriaceae. The record is from RefSeq and is a predicted model, not a curated record.